This is a messenger RNA of Cuscuta europaea, 1285 nucleotides long. The record is from the annotation of a GenBank genome assembly. NCBI's taxonomy places the organism in Eukaryota, Viridiplantae, Streptophyta, Magnoliopsida, Solanales, Convolvulaceae.
GAUACCAGGAACAGGCCUGCUGGGCGGUUCAAAGUUUUUUUGACAUCCCUACAUCCGACCUCUGAUCCAUUGACGGCAUUGUCCAUCGACUUUUCUCAAACAACUGGAAAAGCUGGAGUAGUUUAGAGUCCACUCUCCUCCUAAGUUGAGAAAGUGGUUGGUGGUUCGCAUUCCCACAACUUCUGUGAGCUUUGGGUUCUCUCAGUUUGAACUUAAAAGAGAAGUACAUGAUAGAGUCUGAUUCUGGACAGUAACAUGGGCGGUAUAUGCUGCUGUUUGCGAGAUGGUUACGACGAUUUUGCCACUCCAAACAGCUCAAUAUACAGGAACUGUAUAUGCCUCCGUUACCUUCUUCAGCAUUUCAUAUAUGUGUAUACAUCAGUAUUUCACAGAGAACAACGUGUCAUCAGUUCAUCCACUCAAGUGGCAGCGUCAUUGAGUUCUGCUGGGUCACCCGAUAGCUCUCUCGUUGACAUGUAUCGGUCUCCUCCUAGACCAUUACCUUAUGAUGCUGAUCCUAGAUAUUUCCGUUUACAAAGAGAUGGACUAGUCUCCAGAAGGGAAAAAGGUUCAAGUCACUCGCAUGAGGAGACUGAACCAUUAAGAAGAAAUGAUAUUGAUGAUGAUGAUGAUUCUAUGAGUACCGGAAACAAAUGGGAUGCUUCUUGUGAGCAAGGAUUAAAAGAGCUCAACUCUAAAACCUCACUUAAGCUUUCAACCACUAAAACGACUGGAUUCGCCCAUCUUUAUUCUUCUUCUUCCUCUUCAGAAGAUGAAGAUGCAUGCCCUACAUGCCUUGAAGAAUAUACAGAAGAAAACCCCAAAAUAAUAUUGAAAUGCUCUCAUCAUUUCCAUCUUGGUUGCAUUUAUGAAUGGAUGGAGAGAAGCGAUAAUUGUCCAGUUUGUGGCAAGGAGAUGGCGUUUGAUGAGGCAACUAACCCUGCUUAACAGAUUUCAGACAUGGAGGGAAACCAACAAGAACAAAGAUAACUAUCCUGAAAGGAUGAUGUAAUUAUGUAAAGUCUUCGUUACUACCUGAAUACACAACACAUGUCUUGAGCGGUGCAUGGUAAGAUGCACCCAACCCCCAUGUGAAGGACAUAAACUAGUAUUUGCUCCAUAAACAUAUAUAUUGAGCGGUGCAUGGUAAGAUGCACCCAACCCCCAUGUGAAUUAUGAUAUACAAAGUUCUGUGCUUGCUACAGAAAAAGCACAAAAACUGUUUGUGGUUGACUUCACUUUAGUAUCUGUGUCACCCCCAUAAAAGCUUUGAGUUGCAUGCGCU